AUGGAUGACAUGCACUAGAAUAUAAUUUAACCUUAUGAAGAUUUCUCUGCAAAUUACUUUUAAACAAACAGUACCUUAAUUAUAAAAGCAAAAGAGUUCCUUAAGCAAGUCUAGACUCAAAGAGAAUCCCUAUUUAAUAAAUAGCAAGUUUAUCUAAAGACAGCUUAUGACUUAGAAAAAAAGAAGAAUUCUAAAUAAUUGCAGUCAAAAGCUGACGAGUUAUUUGUAGAUUACAGAUAAGAAUUAACUAUUGUCAAUUAAUUAUGGCAUAUAUUUAAUGAAAAAUUUAAAUCCCAAUUUGAUGAAUAUGAUUAAAAUGAAUUAGCAAGAACUCAACUUACCAAAACGACUUCAGAAAAUGUUGUAUCUCAUAUUUCAAAAGUUACUAAUAUUCUGAAUUCUAAAUUACAAUAAGUGUUGGCUUCUUCAAAUGAAAAGUUCUCUCUUAUACACCAGAAACAUUCAAAUGAAAAGCAGCCAGUUUUAAAAAACAUUAUGAGGAAUAGGACCUUCAAUGUGUUCAAGGUUACAAAAUAGGAUAAUUUUAUAACGUAUGAGGAUUGGAUUGCAAAUAUUAAUUCUCAUGAUAAAUUUGAUCCUAUUAAUCUUUAAAAGUUUAAGUUAACAUAAUAAAUGGAAUAACAAAUAAACAUAUUGAUAGAUUUAGUAUAGCAGGCAAAAACAUAGGAUUAUAAUAAAUAAUAAUUCUAAUCCGUAUUAGAUAUUGAUUUUGAAACUUUAUUUUAAUGUUAGGAUACAAGAAUUAAACUACUUGAUAGUAUAAUCUAAAUCAUAGAUUAAGCACCUACAGAUGUCAUUGUAAUUAAUCCAUCAUCUAAUGAUCUUUUAAUAUUAAUUGCUAAACAUUUAAUUCUAAACCUACAAAAAGAUCAAAAUUUUAAUGUAGUAGAAUUCAAUUAACUGCUAAACUUUAUUACAUAAUUUGGAAUGAGAGAAAAAAAUCAGUUUAUUGCAAUAGGACAACAAGCUAGUGAAAAAACAUUCUUGUUUUAUGAAAAAAAUAAAUGGCAAUAAUUAUUAUUGUAUUUAAACGAAAAAGAAAACAUGUCAAACACUAAUAAAUGUGAAAACCACAAUUAAAAUAAUAGUAGACAUACCAAACCAAAAAAAACCUAAAUAAUUAAUUUAUUAUAUUAAAAAAAGAGAAUAAUAAAUGAAAAAAUGACUCAGGAACAAAGACUCAACUAUUUAAAAGUUUUAUUGAAUUUAUAAAAGAUAUGCUCAAUAAUGCUUAAAUUGGAUAUAAAAAUAGACUAUGCAAGUGAAACUAUAAUUAUCCUAUCUAAAAUGUGUAAUAUUAGAGUACAAGAUAUAGUUUUAUUGUUAGAAUAGUUUGAGUCAAUAAAGAUCUAUAUGGAAUAAAUUUAGCCAUAAUCUCCAAAAACUCAACAGUUAAUAAUGGAAAAAAAGAGAUUAUUUUACACAUUAAAAAAAUGCUUGAAAUAUUUAUCAUUAUCUGAUUAAUUGACAAUUGUGCAGAUUAACAAAGAGUUCUCUUAAUUAAGCAUGAAGAUUAAAUAGCGAUACUUAUGUUUAAAUAAUCUAACAUAAAGAUCAUCAAUCAAGCGAAAACUUUUAUGGACUAGUUUAUUGCAGCCAGAGAGCAUCUAACUUGAUUACUACAAGUUAAAGGAAAAAUACUCAAAAUAAGCUGGAGUAAAGGAAGCCACUUUAGAACAUUAAAUUGCGUAAGAUGUUUAGAGAUCAUUUAAUAGUGGAGGCUAACAGAGCAAAAUUAAUCAUCUCACAUUGCAUAAUUUACUUAAGUUAUACGCAUAUUAUAAUAAUACAAUCUCCUAUACGCAAGGGAUGAAUUUUGUUAUGGGCUUCAUAUACACUAUAAUGAUUGAAGAAGAAUUAACAUUUAGAUGUUUUGCAGCUUUGAUUAAUCAAUUAUUGAAAGAUGUAUUACUCUAUGAUCUCAAAUACAUAAGAGUGUUCUUUUAUAAGUUGGAUAGAAUAUUGGCAAUAUUUAUGCCAAAAAUUCAUCAGCAUUUGAAAGAGGAGAAAAUUGAAGCAGGUCAUUAUUCAGCCCCAUGGUUUAUAACUUUAUUUACUGGAUCAUUUAUGAAAAAUGAAUUUUCAACUGUUCUUUUUGAUAUAUGGGAUGUAUUAUUAAGUCGCGGUUGGUGUGGAUUUUAUUAAAUUAUUUUGGGAAUAUUUUAGACUUACGAGGACAAGAUAUUAUCUAUGAAAUUUGAUGUUUUAUUAUAAUUUUUAAAUAAUUUGAGUAAGGCUGAAUUUUUCACAUAAAAUACUGAUGAAAUAGCAUCUUUAAAAACUUUGAAGUAUCGUGCACUCAAAUUCAAGGUUACAAACAAAAUGAUUGAAGAAUUAGAUAAAGAAUACUACCUCGUAAGAUAGAAAAUAAAUAAUUUAAUGAACUCUUGA
Paramecium tetraurelia is the source of this 2412-nucleotide messenger RNA. RefSeq lists its product as uncharacterized. The transcript is spliced from 3 exons. NCBI's taxonomy places the organism in Eukaryota, Ciliophora, Oligohymenophorea, Peniculida, Parameciidae. The record is from RefSeq and is a predicted model, not a curated record.